GUCCGCGCCUUGUACGACUUUGAGCCUGAGAAUAGUGAAGAGUUGCGCUUAAAGGCUGGAGAUGUGAUCGAUCUCAAAGAGGAGCUCGAUGAAAACUGGAUGUUUGGUGCUACACCCGAUGGUCGCGAAGGUAUCUUCCCAUCGAACUAUGUAGGCCCCCUAUAG
Sphaeroforma arctica JP610 is the source of this 165-nucleotide messenger RNA. RefSeq lists its product as hypothetical. The transcript has a single exon. Gene Ontology annotation, molecular function: protein binding. NCBI's taxonomy places the organism in Eukaryota, Ichthyosporea, Ichthyophonida. The record is from RefSeq and is a predicted model, not a curated record. The annotation marks the transcript as partial.